AUGACCAAGUUACUCACUGCCGUCGCAUGCAUGCAGGCCGUAGAAGCAGGCAUCGUGCGCCUGGACGAACCCAUUUCAAAAAUACUGCCGGAAGUAGGAAAAUAUGGCAUCUUGACUCGUUUCGACGACGAGAAGAACGAGAGUGUAUACAUGCAACAAAAGACUCCAGUCACGCUCCGUCCAUUACUGGCGAAAUGGGGUGCAAGUCGGGGAGAGCUGCCCUGGACUGGACCGACCGUCGAACACAAAGCGACGCUGCCUCUCCUUUUUGAACCAAGCACCAGCUUCCGGUACAGCGGCGGAUUUGAUUGGGCUGGUAAUCUAAUGGAGCGUUUUACUAGAAACACGUUUGAACAAUUCAUGAUCGAGGGGAUCUUCGAACCACUCGGCAUAAAGAACAUCACCUUCUACCCGGACAGGCGACCUGGCGUGAGUAACCAUCUUGCCACAGUGAGCAUGCUGAGCGAGACAGGCGAAGGCUUGGCGGCCCACGCGGCUACUUUCGAUCCACUGUUUGGUGGCAAGGAUUGCUUGGACUGCGGCGGUGCGUAUGUUAGUGCGAGUGACUACUUCAAGUUUUUGCACGCUGUUCCGCGGCGGGACUCCAGGAUGCUCAAACCUGAAUCCUACGAUGAACUUUCAAGGCUCGGCUGA
Paraphaeosphaeria sporulosa is the source of this 654-nucleotide messenger RNA. RefSeq names its product beta-lactamase/transpeptidase-like protein. The transcript has 2 exons. The record is from RefSeq and is a predicted model, not a curated record. NCBI's taxonomy places the organism in Eukaryota, Fungi, Ascomycota, Dothideomycetes, Pleosporales, Didymosphaeriaceae. Bases 1 to 654 code for a protein of 217 amino acids.